GUGACGUCUUCGAACCAAUCUUCGAGAAAAGACCGAGAGAGAGAGAUAUAGAGGGGUUUUGGGUCACUGGUUAUUACUGGAGCUCCGAGUUGAACAGAAAUCACGGCCAGUACAAUGGCCGAGGAAAAUAUCUUUUUGUUUGUCCCGAAUUUAAUCGGUUAUGCCCGAAUCAUCCUGGGUUUGUUAUCAUUCUGCUUGAUGCAGUGCUGUCCUGCUCCUGCUGUAUUUUGUUAUCUCCUAAGUGCACUGUUAGAUGCCUUUGAUGGACACGCAGCUCGAGCCCUUAAUCAAGGCACUAAGUUUGGUGCCAUGCUGGACAUGUUAACAGACCGCUGUGCCACUAUGUGCUUGUUAGUAAACCUGUCGCUUCUGUACCCAUCCUACACCUUCCUCUUCCAGUUAAGCAUGUGCUUGGAUAUUUCCAGCCACUGGCUGCACCUGCACAGUUCUGUGAUAAAGGGAGCCACCAGUCACAAGACCAUUGACCUGUCUGGCAACCCCAUUCUCAGGAUCUAUUAUACAUCCAGGCCAGUGCUGUUUUUCAUGUGCAUGGGGAAUGAACUGUUUUACUGUCUGCUUUACGUGAUCUACCACAUCGAAGAGCCACAGGUGUGGCUGCAGUGGCUGCUGGGAUUGUGUGCUGUUGUUUCCCUGUUGAAGUCCGGCAUAAGCGUCCUCCACCUCAUCACCGCCUCCCGUAACAUGGCUGCCAUCGACCUGGCCGACCGUGAAAGUGAGAGGAAUAAGAGCAAAUGAGGGAGAGAAAGGAGGGGGAACAAAUCUAGUGAUGUGGCUUUAUAUGGGAGAGGGAAACGGGUAAAUAUAACGAGGGAAGACGUGGAGCUGGAAAUGUAAAAGUGGUCAAGGGCCAGUGUUCAUAGAAAUAAAUUGUGGGACCAUUUGGACACUGAUGAUUUAUUUAUUUAUUCAUAGACUACUAGGAAUAAUGUUAUUAUUGUAGCAGAAUGCUGCUGUUUUCAUCUGAAUAUUACAUAUUAAAUAUUGUUUGCAUUUUCCCUUACCUCAUACACAUAGUUAAGGUGUUUGUAUGUGUGUGUGUGUGUGUGUGUGUGUCUGUGUGUGUGUGUGUGUUUUGUGUGUGUGUCAUAUAUCACAUAUUUAAAUUGUGGGAAAGUAGAACACCUUACUACCACUUCUCCUAUUACCGUACCCCCCUUUUCCCAUACACAGCCAUAUUCUCCUGAUCACUCAGACAUGUGCAUGUACACUGCAGUCAAACUGAAAGUGCUUUAGGUUUUGUUUAUUUGUUUAUUUGAUUAAAUGUUAUUAUUAUUAUUAUUAUUAUUAUUGCUGUUUUUAUAUUUGAACCUUUCAUUAUAUAUCCUAGUGUGAAUCGCUGAUGUGUUAGUACCAUAUUACACAAAUUUGUGUAUUCAUGACCAAUUAUCCCAAAUGAGCAAUAUUCCUCUUUCAUCUAUAUCCUAAUGCUUGUAUUAUUGGAUCAUGCUUAGAGUAUUCUUGAAUAUGAAUGUACUCUUUCUAUUGUAUUAGGUUGUAUGGCGAUAAUUAUCUUUUCACGGUUGGACUCAGUGGCUGUCUACUACUAUUAGUUCUCUGUUUGUUUUAGACUAAAUGAAAGUACUUUCAUUAUUAUUACAUGGUUAUUGCUUACAAGGUCAACAAGGACCUAAAGAAGAUCAACCACAGAAGAACAGAGCACCUACUUGCCUGUAGAUGUACUUGUUUGCAAAGUAAACGUUAUAUCUUCGUU
Molecule: messenger RNA, 1732 nt
Organism: Tachysurus vachellii
Lineage: Eukaryota; Metazoa; Chordata; Actinopteri; Siluriformes; Bagridae
Gene: cdipt
Product: CDP-diacylglycerol--inositol 3-phosphatidyltransferase (phosphatidylinositol synthase)
Exons: 6
Coding region: 115-756 (213 amino acids)
Biological process (GO): phosphatidylinositol biosynthetic process
Cellular component (GO): Golgi apparatus; membrane
Molecular function (GO): CDP-diacylglycerol-inositol 3-phosphatidyltransferase activity
Source: RefSeq, a predicted model, not a curated record